Sitophilus oryzae (rice weevil) is the source of this 1821-nucleotide messenger RNA. Its product is annotated as sialin-like. Bases 316 to 1821 code for a protein of 501 amino acids. Lineage: Eukaryota; Metazoa; Arthropoda; Insecta; Coleoptera; Curculionidae. The record is from RefSeq and is a predicted model, not a curated record. Gene Ontology annotation, cellular component: plasma membrane. Gene Ontology annotation, molecular function: transmembrane transporter activity. Gene Ontology annotation, biological process: transmembrane transport; monoatomic anion transport. The transcript has 10 exons.
UGUGUUCUAAGUGAAUGAAUUCAGCUCCGCUUUAUAUCACCUAAGAUACUUUAUUUCCUUUAUCCUACACCAGGCUCCCACUCGAGAAGCCCAUCCGUAAUAACUUCAAUUACCUUAUAAAACUCAAACUGAACUAGGCUAUUACUCAGUUAACUGGUCCUUAUAUGGCUUUAAAUAGUGCCAGCGUAAAGAAUAAAUAAAAUUCUGGACUGUGAAUAUACAAAGAAACACAAAGGUGGGUUUGAAAUAUGACGGUGAACAAAUGGAACUGGAAAAAUAUGUGAAAAAUAAAAAGUUAAUGGUGUUCGGGUUAGGAUGGCGUCGAAAUUGAGUCCUUUGAAGCGAGGUAGUGUUCAGUUACAAAAAGCGGCAAAGGUGGUAAACGAGCAAAUUGGAUCAAGACAAGUGUUAGCAGCAUUCGUGUUAACUGGUUUUGUACUCUGCGGUGUAGUAGAGCAAAGCGCUUCUGUAGCUUUAAGAGCUAACAGUACUUCCAGUUACUCAGCUGCAGAAUUUGCUGAAUAUGUCGAGAACACCAGUUAUAUAACAAGGUACUGCCAGCCACCCGAAGAAAGAAACGACAAUGACAGCACCUACAGUACGUUACAUGUUGUACGCCAUAUUCCUCACAUAGAGAUUCCAAUGACGAGAACUGAUGAAACUGAAGCAGUACUACGUCAAGCGUUCAUGUGGGGUACCCUGAUGUCUCCUUUAGCUGCCAGUCGAAUAGCUGCUAGAGUUGGAGCCGAAAGAUUAUAUGGAGUAAGCGUUUUAGGAACUGGAGUAGUGGCAGUUUUGGUACCAGCUAGUUGGUUGACAGCUGGACAUGUCACUAUACGAUUCGUGCAAGGGAUAUUUAUGGGUGCUACAUGGCCAGCUGCACAUAUGCUUGCUGUAACAUGGAUUGAAAACAAGGAUCUCAGUGGAUUUGUCUCUCUAUAUGCUGCUGUAAAUUUAGGAUAUUCGGUGGUGGGAAUCCUUGGUACCCUUUUAGUACGUAAACUUGGAAGAGACUGGCUCAGCUAUGUCAUAUCUGGACUUGCUUGUGUUUGGUACUUUUUAUGGUGGAGAUUUGUCGAAGAAUCUUUGCAUCCCAAUAGGCCAAAACGAGACGAACAUAGGAACUUGCCAUGGAGGAAACUUCUAGCUUCAAAACCAGCAUGGGCUUGCGGAGUGGCUGUGGUGGGUAGUCAAUGGGCAGAUGCCACGCUUAUGUUGGGCGUAACAAAGUACCUGAAAUUGGUGUACGGAUUUUCAAUCGAAUAUGAAGAUAUCUUGCAAUCCAUGCCUCACAUAGGACAUUUCUUCGCAGCCAUUGCUUUCGGCGUUGUUGUAGACCAUGUCAGAGAAUCUGGAAUAGUGUCCACGACCACUGCUAGAAAACUGUUUGUUUAUAUGUCUCACUUUCCGCCAGCUGCCCUGAUGUUUAUACUCGGUUACACUGGGUGCGAUCCUGCCGCUCCAGCCGCACUAUACGUAGCUGCCCUAGCAAUGACAGCUGCUACACCGGCAGGAGUGUUUUCCAGCGCUGCGGAUAUUGCACCUAAUUUUGCAGGAACUGUCUUUGGAUUAUGCCAAACUGUCGGUGCUGCAGGAUUGCUGGCUGCCAACUAUGUUGUUUCUGAAGGUCUCCACGGGUCGUUUGCUGGCUGGUGGAGAUUGGUAUUCGGUGCAUCUACCGCCAUUUUGCUUUCUACAGCAGCGUUUUUUAUGAUCUGUGGUAGCGGUUCAGUCCAGGACUGGAACGAUAGUCAAAAAGAAAAUCCAAUAGAACUAGAAGAUGUAGAAGAACCAUCUAGAUUAGAUUCAGUUUUAGAGUGA